AUGGCUGCACUGGGCCGGGGCCUCGGCCUCCUCCUCCUCGCCGCCCUUUUCCUCGCCGUCGCCGGUGCCGCCUCUGCGGCGCCCGGCGGCAUGUCCAUCAUCUCCUACAACGAGGAGCACGGCGCGCGGGGGCUGGAGCGGACGGAGGCGGAGGUCCGGGCGCUCUACGAGCUCUGGCUCGACGAGCACGGCCGCGCCUACAACGCGCUCGGCGAGCACGACCGCCGCUUCCGCGUGUUCUGGGACAACCUCCGCUUCGUCGACGCGCACAACGAGCGCGCCGGGGAGCACGGGUUCCGCCUCGGGAUGAACCAGUUCGCCGAUCUCACCAACGACGAGUUCCGCGCCGCCUACCUUGGCGCCCGGAUCCCCGCCGACCGGAGUGGAACCGCCGUCGGGGAGAGGUACCGCCAUGGCGGCGCCGAGGAGCUGCCCGAGAGCGUCGACUGGAGGGAGAAGGGCGCCGUUGCGCCCGUCAAGAACCAGGGGCAAUGCGGAAGUUGCUGGGCUUUCUCUGCAGUAAGCUCAGUAGAGAGCAUUAACAAAAUUGUUACUGGUGAGAUGGUGACGUUGUCCGAGCAGGAGCUUGUAGAUUGCUCUACUGAUGGAGGAAACAGUGGCUGCAAUGGUGGGCUUAUGGAUGCCGCCUUUGACUUCAUCACAAAGAACGGAGGCAUUGAUACUGAAGAUGAUUACCCUUACAAAGCUGUGGAUGGAAAGUGCGACAUCAACAGGAAAAAUGCCAAGGUUGUGAGCAUUGAUGGCUUUGAAGAUGUGCCUGAAAAUGAUGAGAAAUCAUUACAGAAGGCAGUUGCUCACCAGCCAGUUAGCGUUGCCAUUGAGGCUGGUGGCCGGGAGUUCCAGCUUUACAAAUCGGGUGUUUUCAGCGGAAGUUGCACCACAAACCUUGACCAUGGUGUCGUCGCCGUCGGUUAUGGCACUGAGAAUGGCAGGGACUACUGGAUUGUCCGCAACUCAUGGGGUCCAAAGUGGGGUGAGGCUGGUUAUAUCCGUAUGGAGCGGAACAUCAAUGCCACCACUGGGAAGUGUGGAAUUGCUAUGAUGGCAUCCUACCCUACUAAGAAGGGCGCAAACCCUCCCAAGCCAUCUCCAACCCCUCCAACACCGCCUCCCCCAGUUGCCCCUGACCAUGUCUGCGAUGAGAACUUCGUCUGCUCAGCAGGCAGCACCUGCUGCUGUGCAUUUGGCUUCAGGAACAUCUGCUUGGUCUGGGGUUGCUGUCCGAUUGAAGGUGCCACCUGCUGCAAGGAUCACGCUAGCUGCUGCCCGCCGGACUACCCUGUCUGCAACAUUAGGGCUGGAACUUGCUCAGUGAGCAAGAACAGCCCACUGAGUGUGAAGGCCUUGAAGCGCACCCUCGCCAAGCUGAACACCGCAUGA
Miscanthus lutarioriparius is the source of this 1401-nucleotide messenger RNA. Lineage: Eukaryota; Viridiplantae; Streptophyta; Magnoliopsida; Poales; Poaceae. The record is from the annotation of a GenBank genome assembly.